This is a messenger RNA of Coregonus sp. 'balchen', 15921 nucleotides long. NCBI's taxonomy places the organism in Eukaryota, Metazoa, Chordata, Actinopteri, Salmoniformes, Salmonidae. The record is from the annotation of a GenBank genome assembly.
AUGGAGUUUAGAUGUCUCCUCUUUGUUCUUAUUUCUUCUUCGGUGGUGCUCAUCACUCAAUCUGACACGACCACUAAAGGUAUGGUGAAAUUUUAACCAUUGAUAGAUGACAUCGCACAAAUUGCCUUCACUUCACACAGUAUUUUCCCGCACAAGUGUUAUGACUGGUUUACUCAAUCGUUUUGAAGCUGAAAACGAAUGUGAGAUUCUUCUGUUGGUGUUCAGUGGAUCUUUUAUCAGAAAGUAUAUGGAAAACAUAACAUAAAGCAUAAUCAAGGUAGUAUUUUAUAAAUAAGGUAGUAUUUCAGUAGAGAUUUAGAAAUAUUCCUGUCAUUUGGAGGUCAAACCAGGGAUACACAUCUCUAAUCCUUCCAGUCUGGCUGGCUCUCAACUCUCCUUGGCGUUUAAUUGGUCCAUUAAUAAUAAUAAUAAUAAUAAUAUGCCAUUUAGCAGACGCUUUUAUCCAAAGCGACUUACAGUCAUUCGUGCAUACAUUUUUGUGUAUGGGUUAAUGACAUUGAUUGGGCUUAAAGAGUCCACAACACACUGGGUCUUCCUGAUCUAAAUCAGUUACUGAUUAAAAAGGAAGGAUAAAAGCCUGGGUACGUUCCAAAUGGCACCCUAUUCCCUAUAUAGUGCACUUCUUUUGACCAGGGCUCUAAGAAAUAGGGUGCCAUUUGAGAGUCCUCUAGAAGCAGAGCUGUGCGUCUCUGGGUUAAGUCUGAGUGUUGAUUGUGGGUCCAGCACUAGUCACCUCUUAUCUCCUCAGGUCUAAUCUAUCAGUGGUGAGGCCAGAGCCUGAUCCAACUGCAACCCCUUCUACUAGCACCUUUAGUUUUUACAGAGCACAUAGAGCUGGAUAGGUGUGAGCAGCCAUGGCAGAAGGUCCCCUGUAAGCCCAUUGGAAGGUUAGACCUAUCACUAUUUCACUCACUUGUUUUUGUGUGUGUUUUUGUCGUCAUCAGACCCUGACUGGAGUGAUGUCGUCGUGACAAUGGUUGGCAGGGCAGUCACCUUACCCUGUGUUGAUUGGCCUCUCACUGGUUCUGUGAACAUUAAUUGGAAGAUGAAGUCUCCCGGCGUAGACCAUUGGAAACUGGUCCUCUCGGCCAAUGAGAGGCAGCAGUUCUCGGGCGCAGCCUCAAAGGCUUCCAUGCGAUUGGUUGACUCACACUUUCAGGAAACUGGGGACUUCUCUCUGCUGUUCAUCCCCAAAAUGGAGGACAAGGGUCGCUACUCCUGUCUGAUUAAACAGCAAGAGAAGAAACUGAGAGAGAAGAUCAUACUAUUAGCCGUCCUCACAGGUAUAGAACUGUGGUCCUGUACACAAAACAGGCUACCGCUACAGUAUGUUCAUAUACAUGUAAUACACAGUUGUGAUGGUAUUGAUAAAAAUAUUGUUUAUAAAUAAUGUAUUUAUUUGGCACAAUCAGGUCAGACUGUAGUAGCAAUAGUCCACAUGUUUUCUAUCUCUUAUAUCCUUUCUCUUAUUUCCUACCUCCUUUCUCCUAUUUCCUACCUCCUUUCUCCUAUUUCCUACCUCCUAUAUCGGUCCCAGUCUCUAUGUUUCCUUCAGCCACUCUCCCUCAAAACAGCACACUGCGUCUGAUGGCAGAAGUGUCCCCCGCCUCCGCCAUUUCCGAGGUAACCUGGCUGUCGCCCGGCGGGACGCCCCUACGAUUGUCAAGGAGGUCAGGGGGGGUGGUCGCCAAGCUUCCCCAGAUACGCCUCACUGACCAGGGGGUAUACAUCUGCCAGGUGUACCCGAGGGGUAACAGCAGCACCGCUCUGUUCCCCUUCACUGUGGACGUCCUCGUGGAUGGUGAGAUAUGACGGGAGGGGGAGAGGGGAGGAAAGGGUGUAGUGCCAUAAUUGGAAUCUGGGAUGAAUCUCAAUACUCCAAACAAAGCAUUCUAUUUACGUCGGCAUUGUAUUGGCGUUGUUAUAUACAGUGCAUUCGGAAAGUAUUCAGACCCCUUGACUUUUUCCACAUUUUGUCACGUUACAGCCUUAUUCUAAAUUGAUUAAAUCAUUUUUUUCCCUCAUCAAUAUACACACAAUACCCCAUAAUGACAAAGUAAAAACAGGUUUAGAUUUUUUUGCAAAUGUAUUAAAAACACAAAACUGAAAUAUGACAUUUACGUAAGUAUUCAGACCCUUUAAUCAGUAUUUUGUUGAAGCACCUUUGGCAGCAAUUACAGCCUUGAGUCCUCUUGGGUAUGACGCUAUAAGCUUGGCACACCUGUAUUUGGGGUGUUUCUCCCAUUCUUCUCUGCAGAUCCUCUCAAGCUCUGUCAGGUUGGAUGCACAGCUAUUUUCAGGUCUCCCUAGAGAUGUUAGAUCGGGUUCAAGUCCAGGCUCUGGCUGGGCCACUCAAGGACUGAUGAGGAUUUUUCAGUAAACUAUGAGAUAAACAAGGUUAAUCACAAACAUAACGAACAUGGAGUCAGAAUUAAACAUGGGUACUCUGUUGCUGGGCAAGAACUUAAUUGGUUCCUUUCACUGGGUUUGUGUGUGUGUGAAAUGGGGAUCUGACCUCGGGUCGAAUUCCUCGCUCUUACCUAAUCCACGGCUGUCCUACCUUAUCAGAGACUGAAACCAGACUGUUGCCUUUUGCCUCUCUCCUCAAACAAAGUCCUGAGAGCGGAGCCGGAGUUGAACAGAGUUCAAACAAAUCAUGAGUAAUUACAGCAUGACGGGAAGGAAGAGAGGAGUAGUUGGGUUUGGGUAUGUUUGAGAGAUUGAGUGUGGACCUGCCAUGUCCAACAAUUAAUCUCCAGGUCAAGCCAGGGUGAGCCGGGGUUGAACAGAGUUUAAACUGAACAUGAUUAUCUUUGCAUGGCAAGGGCUUGAUUGAUUGAACUACUAUUGUUUCUAAACUGAAUAGUAGUCAAAUUUAGCCGCUAUCAUAGACUAAGGAAGUGGGCGGAGCGGUCGUGAGGGGGAUACUGAGGAUAGUGGUGGGGGAACCCAAGAGGGAGGGGCUUUAAGCUGAGAUGUGGGAGAUGGACAAGGAGAUGCUUUGCAAAUCACCUCGGCUUUGUUUAUUUGUAAUAAAGUCUAUCUUAAUUGUACAAAAACUCUGAAAUACUUUGGUUCUUUGAUUAGUAUAAGGACGAAAUUUGCCAUAUCAGGACAAUGACACUUUUCCUGAAGCCACUCCUGCAUUGUCUUGGCUGUAUGCUUAGGGUUGUUGCUGCAUACAGCCAAGACAAUGCAGGAGUGGCUUCAGGAAAAGUGUCAUUGUCCUGAUAUGGCAAAUUUCGUCCUUAUACUUCACCCCAGUCUGAGGUCCUGAGUGUUCUGGAGCAGGUUUUCAUCAAGGAUCUCUCUGUACUUUGCUCCAUUCGUCUUUUCCUCGAUUCUGACUAGUCUCCCAGUCCCUGCCUUUGAAAAACAUCCCCAUGCUGCCACCACCAUGCUUCACCGUAGGGAUGGUGCCAGGUUUCCUCAAGACGUGACGCUUGGCAUUCUGGCCAAAGAGUUUAAUCUUGGUUUCAUUAGACCAGAGAAUCUUGUUUAUCAUGGUCUGAGAGUCCUUAAGGUGCCUUUUGGCAAACUCCAAGCAGGCUGUCAUGUGCCUUUUACUAAGGAGUGGCUUCCAUCUGGCCACUCUACCAUAAAGGCCUGAUUGGUGGAGUGCUGCAGAGAUGGUUGUCCUUCUGGAAGGUUCUCCAAUCUCCACAGAUGAACUCUGGAGCUCUGUCAGAGUGACCAUUGGGUUCUUGGUCACCUCCCUGACCAAGGCCCUUCUCCCCCGAUUGCUCAGUUUGGCCGGGCGGCCAGCUCUAGGAAGAGUCUUGGUGGUUCCAAACUUCUUCCAUUUAAGAAUGAUGGAUGCCACUGUAUUCUUGGAGACCUUCAAUGCUGCAGAAAUGUUUUGGUACCCUUCCCCAGAUCUGUGCCUCGACACAAUCCUGUCUUGGAGCUCUACGGACAAUUCCUUCGACCUCAUGGCUUGGUUUUUGCUCUGAAAUGCACUGUCAACUGUGGGACCUUAUAUAGACAGGUAUGUUCAUUUCCAAAUCAGGUCCAAUCAAUUGAAUUUACCACAGGUGCACUCCAAUGAUGUUGUAGAAACAAAUCAAGGAUGAUCAAUGUAAACCGGAUGCACCUAAGCUACAUUUCGAGUCUCAUAGCAAAGGGUCUGAAUAAGAACCCUUCCCUUUUCCACAUUUUGUUACGUUACAGCCUUAUUCUAAAAUGGAUUAAAUAAAUAAAAAAUCCUCAUCAAUCUACACACAAUACCCCAUAAUGACAAAGCGAAAACAGGUUUUUAGAAAUGUUUACAAAUGUAUUAAAAUAAAAAAAACAGUAAUACCUUAUUUAAAUACAGUACCAGUCAAAAGUUUGGACACACCUAGUCAUUCCAGGGUUUUUCUUUAUUUGUACUAUUUUCUACAUUAUAUAAUAAUAGUGAAGACAUCAAAACUAUGAAAUAACACAUAUGGAAUCAUGUAGUAACCAGAAAAGUGUUAAACAAAUCAAAAUAUAUGUUAUAUUUGAGAUUCUUCAAAGUAGCCACCCUUUGCCUUGAUGACAGCUUUGCACACUCUUGGCGUUCUCGCAACCAGCUUCAUGAGGUAGUCACCUGGAAUGCAUUUCAAUUAACAGGUGUGCCUUGUUAAAAGUUAAUUUGUGGAAUUUCUUUCCUUCUUAAUGCGUUUGAGCCAAUCAGUUGUGUUGUGACAAGGGUGGGGUGGUAUACAGAAGAUAGCUAUAUUUGGUAAAAGACCAAGUCCAUAUUAUGGCAAGAACAGCUCAAAUAAGCAAAGAGAAAUAUAAUAUAAUAUAAUAUAAUAUAUAAUAAUAUAAUAUAAUAUUUAGCAGACGCUUUUAUCCAAAGCGACUUACAGUCAUGCGUGCAUACAUUUUUUUUUUUUGUGUAUGGGUGGUCCCGGGGAUCGAACCCACUACCUUAGCGUUACAAGCGCCGUGCUCUACCAGCUGAGCUACAGAGGACCACAGAAAUGACAGUCCAUCAAUACUUUAAGACAUGAAGGUCAGUCAAUCCGGAAAAUUUCAAGAACUUUGAAAGUUUCUUCAAGUGCAGUCACAAAAACCAUAAAGCGCUGUGAUGAAACUGGCUCUCAUGAGGACCACCACAGGAAAGGAAGACCCAGAGUUACCUCUGCUGCAGAGGAUAAUUUCAUUAAAGUUACCAGCCUCAGAAAUUGCAGCCCAAAUAAAUGUUUCACAGAGUUCAAGUAACAGACACAUCUCAACAUCAGCUGUUCGGAGCAGACUACGGGAAUCAGGCCUUCAUGGUUGAAUUGCUACAAAGAAACCACUACUAAAGCGUCUGCUAAAUGGCAUAUUGUUAUUAUUAUUAUUAUUAUUAUAAAGGACACCAAUAAGAAGAAGAGACUUGCUUGGGCCAAGAAACACGAGCAAUGGACAUUAGACUGGUGGAAAUCUUUCCUUUGGUCUGAUGAGUCCAAAUGUGAGAUUUUUGGUUCCAACCGCUGUGUCUUUGUGAGACGCAGAGUAGGUGAACAGAUGAUCUCCGCAUGUGUGGUUCCCACCAUGAAGCAUGGAGGAGGAGGUGUGAUGGUGUGGGGGUGCUUUGCUGGUGACACUGUCGGUGAGUUAUUUAGAAUUCAAGGCACACUUAACCACUAUGGCUACCACAGCAUUCUGCAGCGAUACGCCAUCCCAUCUGGUUUGCCCUUAGUGGGACUAUCAUUUGUUUUUCAACAGGACAAUGACCCAACACAGCUCAAGGCUGUGUAAGGGCUAUUUGACCAAGAAGGAGAGUGAUGGAGUGCUGCAUCAGAUGAUGCUUCUGAUAGUGGUGUCAGCAUUCUGUGAGGACAGACGCUGGGAGACGAGAAGCAGGUACAGGGAGUGAAUAUUUAAUAUAAACAGACAUGAAACAAAACACGGACAGCGUCUGGACAGGGGAAACAUAACGACAUUAAUGCUGACACCAGAAUGAAACUGAGGAAGUGACAGAUAUAGGGGAGGCAAUCAAUGACGUGAUGGAGUCCAGGUGAGUCCGAUGAAGUACUAGUGCGCGUAACGAUGGUGACAGGUGUGCGUAAUGAUGAGCAGCCUGGCGCCCUUGAGCGCCAGGGAGGUGGAGCGGGAGCAGGCGUGACAAAGGCAAAGGGUGGCUACUUUGAAGAAUAUAAAAUAUAUUUUGAUUUGUUUAACACUUUUUUGGUUACUACUUGAUUCCAUAUGUGUUAUUUCAUAGUUUUGAUGUCUUCACUAUUAUUUUACAAUGUAGAAAAUAGUACAAAUAAAGAAAAACCCUUGAAUGAGUAGGUGUGUCCAAACUUUUGACUGGUACAGUAUGUAAAUAAGGUAUUACUGUUUUUUAUUUUUAAUACAUUUGCAAACAUUUCUAAAAACCUGUUUUCGCUUUGUCAUUAUGGGGUAUGUUGUGUAGAUUGAUGAGGACAUUAUUUUUAUUUAAUCCAUUUUAGAAUAAGGCUGUAACGUAACAAAAUGUGGAAAAGAGAAGGGGUGUGAAUAAUUUCAGAAUGCACUGUAAUUGACAAUUAUUUAUAUGUGCUCCCACUAUAACCACUGCUUCCACGCUAACCCAAAUGCUUUAUGUCUCUCCCUUUAUCUCUCUCAAUCCCUUGUUCCCUCUCUGUCGUUCUCCCUCGCUCUCCCUCCCUCUCCCUCGCUUUCUCUCUCUCUCUCUCUCUCUAGGUAUGAAUGUGGCCUCGUUCACCAAUAUAAGCCAUAGUGAGUGACAUCACAGUGUACAGUAUACUCUAGUCUAGCUAAAGCACAGAGCCAGCAGCCUCUGGAUCAAGCAGCACAAUGCAAACUAACCUUACUGAGGGACCAGCUCUCUCUCAGAAACAUAACAACAUAAUCCCUAAUGUCGCUGUGCACCUCUCUCUCUCUCUAUCUCUCUCUCUUUCUUUUCUUCUGUCUGUUCUGUUCCUCUCUCCACGGCCACCUCUGUCACUCAUCCUACUCUCUAUAUCUCUCAAACCAUCCCCCCACCACUCUCUCUCUCUUCUUAUCUCUCAUGUUCUCUCUCUUACUUACGCACCUCUCAUUCUCUUUCGCUCCCCCAUUCCCCGCUUUCUCUCUUUCUCUCUCUCUCUCCCUCCCCCUCCCUCUCCUCUCCACCUCCCUAGGUCCUCAGAUCUCUAUGGCCAGUCUCACCCAGACCCCUCUCACCCUUGCCUGCCCUCCGAUGCGGGGAGACUAUGUCCUGCUCUACUGGCAGCCCCCAGACAGCAGAAAGCCCAACGCCACAACCCUGGUCUACGGGUACGACCGCUGGAGGGACCGCACAGAGCAAAGCAAGGUACAACCAGAAGAGGAUGUGUGUGUGUGUGUGUGUGUGUGUGUUCAUGCUUGCGUGCGUGUGAACUGGGUUCCUCUACAGGUUUCUUAUUUCGAAGGGGUUUUCCUGGACACUGUGCUUCUGUUUCUGCCUGCUCCAAGGGGUCCAGGCCGGGUUACUGUAAAAACACUGUAUGACAACUGCUGAUGUAAAAAGAGCCUUCAUAAAUGAAUGUGUUUGAAUGAAUUUGAUUGAUCUAGACUCAUGCCCACCUGAGCCUGGAUGGGCCAUUGUCUACCCCAAAAGAGGGUUUCUUCUCCUUCCUGCUGAGCCCAGGGCUGAACGACGGAGGCCUGUACAUGUGUGAGGUGUUCCUCAAUGACAACGUGUUCAGCCAGAGGACCCUGCUUAGCAUUCUCCAAGGUACUGAGGGGAAGAGGGAGGAGAGAGGGAUGAAAGAGGGAGGAGAGAGGGAGGAGAGAGAGAUGAGUGAAGAGAGAAGAGUGAUGUAUUUAUGUCUGCUAUAGAGAUAUCAGUAUUAAUAAAAACAAAGACUAAAAAUACUAUCCAACUCCCACACACACACACACAUACGCACACACCCGUCUGUCCAUUUUCGCAGCCUUGGAAGGAUUUAAUAAUCAGUGUCCCUCUGGGAGCCAUCUCAGCUGCCCAGACAUGACCAAGCGAUCUGUCACUGUCACCCUGCUCCACACGUCUGUCACAGACAUACACAUACAGCCCUGCGGACCAAUGUAUUUUUAACCUGCCUCAUUAUGGGUGUAAUUAUGUAUGAUUAUACCUGCCACACUCCCGCCAGGCUGUGGGAGGCACACAUUAAACACUGUAAUCACGGACAGAGACGUGUGUGUGUGUCUGUAGGGCUUGAUUACACCCAGAUUGAUCCUCAUUGGGGUUUGAUGAGACAUGGGGCAUCAGUCACCCUUAGGCGGCACAUUAGAAGCAAUUCUGUGUAAUGAAUAUAUAUUAUUUUGACCCCUCUCUAAUUCACUUAUUGUUUUUUUUCCUAUCUCUCCUUGCCCCCCUUCUCUAUUUGUCCCCUGACUUCCCCUUUUAUUGGUACUUCCUUCACUCUCUCCUUAUCCCUACCCCACAUUGUCUUUCUCUUUCUAACUCCCUUGCCCUCCACUCUCUCUCCUCUCCUUCCCCCUUUCUCCCCAUCCAUCCAUCCCAGUGAAAGCCAGACAUUAUCCAUCAGUCCUGGUUCUGACGUGUCAGUAUACAGAGCGCUCCCAGGUAGGUAACCAUCCCCUGACUGGCAACAUUCAUCCCUCAUCUCUUCACUGUGAUAGUUAGCUGAUGUGUGGUGAGCUUUCAGGCACAAAAUGGCUCCUUGAGCACCUGGGCUGAGUUCAUUAGGCACAAAACGGAAAACUGACUGAAACAGGGAACGACUACCUGGACUUGUCCAAUUAGAAACACACAUUUUAGUAUUCUGUUGUAAGUUUUCUAUUGCAUAGUGCCCUAAUGAACACGGCCCUGGUGUAUAAAGAACAUGCUGUACAGUCGUGGUCAAAAGUUUUGAGAAUUACACAAGUAUUGGUCUUCACAAAGUUCGCUGCUUCAGUGUUAUGAGAUAUUUUAGUCAGAUGUUACUAUGGUAUACUGAAGUAUAAUUACAAACAUUCCAUAAGUGUCAAAGGCUUUUAUUGACAAUUACAUUAAGUUUAUGCAAAGAGUCAAUAUUUGCAGUGUUGACCCUUCUUUUUCAAGACCUCUGCAAUCCGCCCUGGCAUGCUGUCAAUUAACUUCUGGGCCACAUCCUGACUAGUGGCAGCCCAUUCUUGCAUAAUCAAUGCUUGGAGUUUGUCAGAAUUUGUGGGUUUUUGUUUGUCCACCUGCCUCUUGAGGAUCGACCACAAGUUCUCAAUGGGAUUAAGGUCUGGGGAGUUUCCUGGCCAUGGACCCAAAAUGUUGAUGUUUUGUUCCCCGAGCCACUUAGUUAUCACUUUUGCCUUAUGGCAAGGUGCUCCAUCAGGCUGGAAAAGGCAUUGGUCGUCACCAAACUGUUCUUGGAUGGUUGGGAGAAGUUGUUCUCGGAGGAUGUGUUGGUACCAUUCUUUAUUCAUGACUGUGUUCAUAGGCAAAAAUGUGAGUGAGCCCACUCCCUUGGCUGAGAAGCAACCCCACACAUGAAUGGUUUCAGGAUGUUUACUGUUUGCAUGACACAGGACUGAUGCUAGCGCUCACCUUGUCUUCUCCGGACUAGGUGUUUUCCGGAUGCCCCAAACAAUCGGAAAGGGGAUUCAUCAGAGAAAAUGACUUUACCCCAGUCCUCAGCAGUCCAAUCCCUGUACCUUUUGCAGAAUAUCAGUCUGUCCCUGAUGUUUUUCCUGGAGAGAAGUGGCUUCUUUGCUGCCCUUCUUGACACCAGGCCAUCCUCCAAAAGUCUUCGCCUCACUGUGCAUGCUGAUGCACUCACACCUGCCUGCUGCCAUUCCUGAGCAAGCUCUGCACUGGUGGUGCCCCGAUCCCGCAGCUGAAUCAACUUUAGGAGACGGUCCUGGCGCUUGCUGGGCUUUCUUGGGAGCCCUGACGCCUUCUUCACAACAAUUGAACCUCUCUCCUUGAAGUUCUUGAUGAUCCGAUAAAUGGUUGAUUUAGGUGCAAUCUUACUAGCAGCAAUAUCAUUGCCUGAAGCAAUGAUGACGGCACGUGUUUCCUUGCAGGUAACCAUGGUUAACAGAGGAAGAACAAUAAUUUCAAGCACCACCCUCCUUUUAAAGCUUCCAGUCUGUUAUUCUAACUCAAUCAGCAUGACAGAGUGAUCUCCAGCCUUGUCCUCGUCAACACUCUCACCUGUGUUAACGAGAGAAUCAUGGCAAAGAGGGACUUUGCAAUUAAUUGCAAUUCAUCUGAUCACUCUUCAUGACGUUCUGGAGUAUAUGCAAAUUGCCAUUGUCAAAACUGAGGCAGCAGACUUUGUGAAAAUUAGUAUUUGUGUCAUUCUCAAAACUUUUCACCACGACUGUAUAAACACAAUCCACCAUCCUCCAUCCACCAGGUGAAGCGGGUGGUGUGGAGCCACCAGAACCAGAGUCGCACGCUGAAGUGGAGCUCCUCUGGCCCGGGUCGCCUCAGCACCGAGGUCCCCCUGUCCCCCACCCAGGACACGGCUGGGAACUACACCUGCACCAUGCAGCUGAGGAACGGACAGGCGGUCAAGGCUGUUUACACCGUCAUACUGCCCCCUAAAGGUGGGGAGAACCAAACUGUCCAACUCCCAAAACAAACAUGGAUAGUCGAGGUAGACUAGAGAUUGGGUCUUUAGAUCUAAGAUCAGCUUACCCUCUCCUAAUGAUAACCAUAAUCAGUAGUGCUAAAAAUGCUAAACUGUUCUCAGGUCAGUGUCAACUAACUGUACCUAGCAGGACCAACAUGUUUGUCCAAAUAAGUUCCUUUACAAUGCUUCCUUUCCUUCUUGCUAUCAUCUUAUCCUUUAUUCCUCGCACCCACCCAGUCAGUUCCAGCUGGGGACUGGGCCGGUGUGUUAGAAAUGCCAGGGCCGAUUUCUGGUCCCAGUCCGCCCCUGGUCAGUUCCCAUCAGUGAUUCUCAUCAGUGAUUAACAGAGAAGUUGUAAAACCAGGAAGUUAUGUAACUCAUCUGUUUGUAUGGUUCCAUUUGAGACCUUUAAAUAUACUUUGCUCUUUAACACCCUUAUAGCCAACACCACUAUAAUCAUUAUGACCAAAUAGGGACUCAUCCAUGUUCACUGAACAUGAACAUCCUCUAUCAGUGGUCCCCAACAGCACACAUUUUUGUUGUAGCCCCGGACAAACAUAGCUGAUUCAACUCUUUGAGGGCCUUAUGAUUAAGUUGCCAAGUUGAAUCAGGUGUGCUUGUCUGGGGCUACAAUAAAAAUGUGUACUGUUGGGGGUACUAGAGGACCGGAGUUGGGAACCACUGCUCUAGAUCAGUGGUUCCCAACCUUUUUUGGUUACUGUACCACCAACUGAAUUCUGCUUUGGCCAGAGUACCCUUGAAGUACCCCCUCAUGUGCAUUGUACCAGUAAGCCUAUGGUCUCAUGAUCCUUCUCAAGUACCCCCUGUGGAUAGGCCAGGUACCCCCAGGGGUCCUAGUACCCCUGGUUGGGAACCACUGCUCUAGAUAAUAAUCCCUUCCCAAUAGAGAGAAGUGAACAGCAGGUAAGCUCAGCUGCUAAUCCAUUAGCUAUGUAAACACACCUGCCUGUGUUUAUCUAUCUCUCCUCUCCUCUCCCGUGGCUCCUGUCCUGCAGUGCUGGAUGUGUGCCCACUCCAACCUCAUCUCGUUAUCUCCAGAGACCUGUUGUGAGCUAAGCAAUCAGCCCAGAAAUGGAAUAGGCAGGAUGCAUUCUAAAUUCCAAUUCUAAAUUCCACAUAAACUUUAAAUGUUCCACAAUAUGGUAGUGAGAAUAACAAGAAUUGUACACAUAUAGAAGACAGAGAAAGGCACUGAAUUCUGCGUGCCAAGUAUUGACUGAAGAAAACUUCCACAUGACACCCAAUAUGUCCCAUGUCUGAUCCAUCCACACACCCCAGAACAUUGCUUUGAAUGGGAGUUAAAUUGUCUGUUUCAUUCCAUUCUAUCCUAUUCUACAUCCUUAACCCAUUGUUCUGUUGCUUAUCACAGCCAGACAGGUUGACCUGAAGUUGCACUACAACCACUAUAAAACGCUUCACAGAGCACUGACCUUGUAGUCCUGCCUGCCUUCCUGCCUGUGUGCCUGCCUGCCUGAGUUUAUUCACAUUCAUUGUAUCUGAGGAAGCACACAAAGCAACAGAAGGAUCUGACAGUUGAAUGAAUCUCGUUAUGAAGAUGAGCUCCCUACCAAUACCCCCAUACAUCACUGAUACCGAGGAGCCAUGAUGAUGACACACAACAAAGCAAUGCUUUAACAAGAGUAAUGGAUAUGCAAAGGAAAGUAGGGAGGGAGGGAGGAAGGGAGGAAGUUGGGAGAAGAGUGAAAGGGGAAGGAGAGAGAGAGAGCAAGAUGGGAGGAAAGAAUAGUGGAACAGAGGGGAGCAAAGGUUUAUUAUAGUAUAAAUACUGUAGUAUUACUAUAGUUCAAAAACCAUAGUAUAUACUAAAUUAAUUACUGUAUUGUUUUUGCAGACAUUACUGUAGUAUUUACUAAGUGUUUUAGUUUUAUUAUCUUUGACAUAGAACUGGUGGGCUUUCUCCUUGAGGAAACCUACUGGACAAAUACUAAAAGAGAAAAUGUUCCAUAACCUUUAGGACUGUAAUCUGAAUGGAUAGUUCAUCGCUUCUGCUCUUUUCUAUAACCUGUAGGGAACACAAUAUAUAGUCUAUACUUGGCAUGUAGGUUUCUCACUCAUGGGUGGCACAAAUUGGGAUAUGGGGGAUGGGAAUGGAUGGGGUAUAUGCAAAAGGUAUACUGUAGUAUUACUAUAGUUUUAAAAAACUGUGGUGUUUUUGUGGACACUAGUGUUUUGCGGACAUUACUGUAGUAUUUACUACAGAGUUUUUUUGCGGAUAAAACUGUAGUAUUCUAAACAGUAUACUACUAAAUUAUAUAGUAAGUACUACACAUGAUCGAGUGAUACUACAGUGUGUAGUAUAUUAUUUUACAGUAUUCUACAGUAUACUACAAUAUUAUAAUGUAAGAACUACACGAUCGAGGGAUACUACAGUGUGUAGAAUAGUAUUCUAUAGUAUACUACACAUUUCUAUAGUAAGUACUACACAUAAUCAAGGGAUACUACAGUGUGGAGUAUAGUAUUCUACAGUAUACUACAAUAUUCUAUAGUAAGAAGUACACGGUCGAGGGAUACUACAGUGUUGAGUAUAGUAUUCUACAGUGUCCUACAGUUUACUACAGAAUUCUAUAGUAAGGACUAUAGUAUUCUAUAGUAAACUGUAGUAUUUUGUCAUGUGGGGAAGUGUGUAGGGAAAGGAAAUGAGAGGAGAGCAGAGAGGAAGGAAGAAGGGAAGGUGCACCCAGGCCAUUGAGGAGUGAUGGUAUUUACGCCUCGCAUCGCUGCACCCAAUUACCAUAAUUCAUGCAGUGUUAAAGAAGCUGGCAUUGAAAACAGAGCAGGUCAACCUGGCCCGGGUGUGCAAAGCUGUCAUCAAGGCAAAGCGUUGCUACUUUGAACAAUCUCAAAUAUAUAUAUAUAUUUUUUUUUUUAUGGUUACUACAUGAUUCCAUAUGUGUUAUUUCAUAGUUUUGAUGUCUUCACUAUUAUUCUACAAUGUAUAAAAUAGUAAAAAUAGAGAUAAACUUUUGAGUGGAACUGUAAGUAACAGUAAAAUUGUAUUAUGGUCACAUCGCUGGUAUACAAAUUAAGAGAUAUAUAAAUGAAGAUAUACACUGGUGACAUCAAAGUCUCUCUUAUAUUGUGGAUGCUUGUGAGCAGGUAGUUGUCACUGUGGUAACUGACACCUCCCACACAUCUCCCAUGUCUCCCUGUUGCUGUGUUUGCAUGAAUGAUGUCACCUCACCUCACCAUGCAAACACACCAGACUACUGUAUUCAUGUCGCGUGUGGCACUUUGUCUGUCUACAAAUGGCUAAUUUGAAUACCAUGAGCUAAUCACAUGGUUAUGUAAUGUAAUAUUUAUGUGUCUCCCCUCCCAACCUUCUCUUUCAUUGUUCUGUUUCAUCCAGAGUACUGUAUGGAGUGUGACACAGGAUUUAUACUGAGUGUCUUGCCAUGAUAAGAAGUUAGACUUCCAGCAAUUAGCUGCAGAGAUCUUGGAUGAAUUUCAACAUACCCACAGUGACUCCCCCUCCCAUCUUGUCUCUCUCUAUUUAGAUAGGACCUCUCUGGAGCUAAAUCAGGGAGCAGGCCUGCCCCCUGCUGGGAAUGAGACCACACUGCUCACUAAUAAUUGAUCUACAAGUGUUCAAUUCAUACAGCACUCAUUAACUUAUUCUCUUUUUCUCUUUCUCACUUCUUUCUCUCCUCUUCUCGCAGAGAACACAGCGAGCACUGCUUCUAUCUCUCCUCCUCACCCAGAGAACAACAGUGCCUCCCUCCUUCCCUCCUUCCUCUCUGCUUUAUUACUCCUGGUGCCCCUGGUUGCCGCGGUUGCCGGAGUGUUGCUAUGGAGACAGAAAGACAUUUCUCGCCGCGGUGAGUCUUCCAGCGUUUUCUUUUUUGACAUCCCUACCUCCUUCGUGUUCUCUCCAUUUCUGGACCUGUCAACUCCAGUGAGUGAUCUGGGGCAUGACAUACAGUACUAUCAGGUCGAUGCAAUGAAUCUGGCAGUCUGCCUCUCACUGUGUGUGUGUGUGUGUGUGUGUGUGUGUGUGUGUGUGUGUGUGUCUGUUUCUCCACAGGUAUUGAACAGUCUCUCUCCCACUACUCUGGGGAAGUGGAGAAUAUCUAUGAGAAUCCUGAGGAUGUCAGACAGGUGAUGGAUUCAUGCCUUCUCUGUGAUGGAUCUCUGUUCUCUUCUCCCUCUCUCUCUCCUCCUGUUUCCCCACCAUUUAAUUUCCUGUCUCUGGCCCUCUGUUUCUGUCUCUCUCUUCUUCUCUCUUUGUUUUCCCGCUUCUUCUUCUUUACCCCUCAUCAAACUCCCUGCCUCUCCCUUUCUCUAUAUUUCACUACCCACCCUGUCUAUCCCCCCCUCUCUUUCUCCCUCUCUUUCUCUCACACUCUGUGUGGUUAUUAAACACUAUUUUCUCUCCUGUCUCCCUAUAGACUUCUCCCCAGGGUUCAGUGUACAUGGUGAGUUAUUGUGUUCUGUUCUCAGGAUCGCAGACACAGAGGUGUUCCCCUGAGUUUGUGUGUGCGUGGGGAGGGGAGGUUGUAGUGCCCUCCCUUGCUAGUCUUUCCGUGUGUGUGUGUGUGUGUGUGUGUGUGUGUGUGUGUGUGUGUGUGUGUGUGUGUGUGUGUGUGUGUGUGUGUGUGUGUGUGUGUGUGUGUGUGUGUGUGUGUGUGUGUGUGUGCGUGCGUGCGUGCGUGCGUGCGUGCGUGCGUGCGUGCGUGCGUGCGUGUGUGCGUGUGCGUGUGUGCGUGUGUGUGUCUCCCUCUGCUGUCAGCAGAUAUGUCUUCCCACACCCCCCUCCCCUCCCAUCAGUCCUGUGGUUCAGAUAAACCCAUCAGUUCUUAACUGUCAGCCUUACAUUAGUGAUAUUAACAAAUCAAUUGCAUCACACCCAGAAGGACGCCUUUAAAUGUGCUCUCCCUUCCUCCCCCUCACUCCCUUCUCCUUCUCCCCCCUCUCUCCUUUUCUCUCCUUCUCCUCCCCUCCUCUCUCUCGCUGUAUUAUGCCCUUCUCCCUUCUCUUUCCCUUCUCUCUCUCUCUCUCCUCUUCUUUUCAGGACCUGAAGCCCAGAGGGGAGGAUGAUGUCUAUAAGGAAUUGGAGGGGUAAGAAUUAAAGAGCCCUGGGUCAUGCGUGGUGUGUUUGUGUGUGUGUACGGUUCUGUCACAAUUUCCCAUCUGCCGUUCACAGGCCCUCUCACCCCCACCAAUCAUGUUGCUCUGAACAUCACUAUGACACUGUCAACCUGCCGCUGCAUGUCGGUAACAUAAUUUCACACAAUGCACUGACAGUGAAGUGUGUGUGUGGUUUUGGGUGCGACGUGCAGCACGUCAUGCAUUGGUGCAUACGUUUGUGUGUGUGUGUACCUGUGUGUGUCUGUGUGGUUUAAGAGUGUGUUCUCCUUUUAGAUACGAAUCUUGAAGCCUUUGG